CCGGCCUUUUCGCAUGUCUUUUGACCGUCGCUAUGUGAAGGCAACAAAGAAAAUGCUGUGGAAGGAAAAGAGUGACCAUAUUUUACAAGACUUCGAAGGACACUGUUCUCUGUCCAGCCAUAAUCGUUUACUUUCUGGAGAGAUUAAUAUAUUCAUAAGGAGCAGGCAAGGACUAGUCAAGGCCGGCCUCGGCUAUAACUGAAGACAUCACUUCCCAGUUGGAUGAAACAUGCUUCACCGCAGAUUCAAGACAGUCGCAGUGUAACUGUUCGCUAUGUUCAUGCGUGACAACACUUUGUCUGACUUAGGCUAUACCUGAGAAUAGUGCACUUACCUGAGAGAUUACGGGCAGCAUUAGACUGUUAAACCCUUGUUAUGGCAACAGACGUCAUACCAGGCACAUUAGUUGCCCGAGAAAUUGAUCAGAUGUUAAAGAAAUCAUCUGAUUACCAAGGUGCUAAGAAACAAGUGGACAAGUUGAUGUCCAAGUCCAAAGUGGACUAUGUUAAAUCAAAUUACCGAUUAACAAAGUUUCAAAAUAUUCCCGUACAAAAACUGGACCUGGGCCAGUAUAUGUCUGCUGAUGCGCGGCAAUGGAAAAGGAAAAGAAGGAGAAAAAAGAAGAAACAGACAGCAUCGGAAGAAGAGAGUCGACUGUUUGAAGCAGAAGUGAAGAAAGAGGAAACAGAGAAAUCAAAUUACGUUCGGCCCUAUGACAAGUUUCGUCGGACAGCCAAGGCAGUGCAGAUGAUUAUUAACGUGUCUCAUGUUUGUCAAGAUCUCCUAGCAUACUACGUCCGUAACGAGUCCUGGUACGCGAUCUUAGACGAUUUGGAGGGCGAGGAGAGGAAGAAGCUGGGAAGUAAGACUGCCUUCAUUACCUACGUCAAUAACGAGGAGGGCACCGGCAGAGACAAGAUCGUCUUCGACUUUGCCGAAUACAAAAAGGAUUUUAAGUCAGAUGACCUGAUCAGCGAAGAAAUUCGCGCAAUUCUGAACAAGAUGCCCGGAACACGCACGGAAGAAGAAGCCAUGAUGGUGCUAAAAAUGAUGAAGAAACUUUCCGAUGGCUUCAACCUUUACCCGUUCGUGGUUCAAAAGAAAAUAUGCCAGUUUGCAUUUUUUGACAAGUAUUAUCGUGAUCGUGUCAUUAUCAGACGAGGAUUACCUUCGGACGGCCUCUAUUUUGUGCUUUCAGGAGCAGUCAUUGAAAAUGCUCCGAACUGGAAACAGCACGUGCAUCUGAAAAGAGGGGAUAUAUUUGGGGAAAAAGACCUCGAAUGUGGUUGCGCAAGGCGAUCGGAUGCCAUCAUCAAAAGUACAAGUGCGGAGCUCCUCUUUCUCCAUAGAUUGGAUUAUAUGGAUAUUUUCAGCCAAUCUGAAGAUGCAGGGGACCCUAAAAUAUUAAAUAUCUGCAGAAAGGAAAUCGUAUUUCAACAUUUCCCUAUGGAAGUUCUGGAGAAAAACCCAGGGACGUGGGCGGUCCUGCACUACAAGUUUGGACGACUAAUUGUGAAAAACAGCAACGACAUUGAAUGGAUAUAUGUAGUAAAGGCGGGCGAGGCCCGCGUAAUCAAGCACUUGAGUGUCGGAAAAAUCAGUGUGAGCGCACGGAGGAAAAAAGUCCAGGCUAUGGUGGACGCAGAUGAUCCUUUUGUUAAAACCAAACAGCUACUAAACUUCGUAUCAGCAAGAGAUUACCUCAAGUCUCAGUAUCGUCUGGGCCAUUAUCACCCCAAAAACCCCGAGGGAACGCCAAGGAUAGUCCUGCCAAAAUCAUCACCACCAAAGUCAGCACCGCCUACACUCAAACUCAAAGGACAACUGACCACAGAGGUUCAGGUUGAAAGGAAGAAAACUAGUCAGAUAGUGCGCCCACAGACCAGUCCGUCGGUAGGUGGAGACGGGAAACAAGACAGUCUCCAUCCACCAAGACCCCAGACAAGUGCAUCCAUGAACGAACCUUCAGGAGACGAGAUUAGCGAUGGGGAGUCCAAACCAAAAGCGUUUCUUCCAAAGUUGAAUAUUUUAAAUCUAAACAAUCAGGGAAGUUUUAUCAAACAGCUACGGCUUCAAAUAGAGAAAGAGAAACUUGAAGAGGAAGCUCAGGAGGAAGGCUUUGACCCCUCCCCACGUUCAUCUAUAGCUCCCAACAGCAGCCGCUCCAAAAAUGGCCGAAAGCACAAGAGGAGGGUUUCUCUGAAACCUGACGAUGACGAUCAAAUCGCAGUUCCGCCGUUUGUUCAGAUCGAGACGCUUCAGGCAGGACAAGUGUUUGGUCUGAGAGGAAUCUUAGAACCGGACGAAAGGGGAGCUUCUGCAAGUUUGGUAAGCGCUGGCUGUGAUAUCCUUCAGAUCAACAAGAAAUUCUUCAUGAUGCACGUCGAUGACACGGUUCUUGGUCUUGUUAGGAUGAAGUAUAAACCAUUUCCAACUGAGGACGACCUGCUCGACCGCCUGGACAACAAUCUUCAAUGGGAGAAAUAUAAACAAGAGACUGUCAAGGAAUACGUUGAUAACAAAGCUGCCCAACAGUCCUUGAGGUGAUGCAAAAGUUUCAGAAGUCA
Lingula anatina is the source of this 2567-nucleotide messenger RNA. RefSeq lists its product as uncharacterized. NCBI's taxonomy places the organism in Eukaryota, Metazoa, Brachiopoda, Lingulata, Lingulida, Lingulidae. The record is from RefSeq and is a predicted model, not a curated record.